Messenger RNA from Penaeus vannamei (Pacific white shrimp), 1353 nucleotides. Its product is annotated as sulfotransferase 1E1. Lineage: Eukaryota; Metazoa; Arthropoda; Malacostraca; Decapoda; Penaeidae. Gene Ontology annotation, molecular function: sulfotransferase activity. The record is from RefSeq and is a predicted model, not a curated record. Gene Ontology annotation, biological process: sulfation. Gene Ontology annotation, cellular component: cytoplasm.
GAUCUUAAGGGAUUGGUAAGACUCAGAAACUUUGCCUAGAAGAAUCAGUGUCCUUGGGGAGUUACAAUUCUUAAGCGCCAGCCAGCCCGACGCCAUGAGCACGGCCUUCCCGCACAGCCUGGAGCCCCUGGAGGCGGCGACGCAGGCGGAGGUCGAGAAGAGGUUCCUCGGAUGUCGCUUCGGCCUCGUCAGGGUGAAGGAGACGGGCUUUCUUAUGCCUGCGCACUAUGCCAAGUAUGCUGAGAAGUAUUAUAACUUCAGAUUCCUCGAGGACGACGUGGUGGUCAUGACCCACCCGAAGUGCGGGACGACGUGGAUGCAGGAGAUCGUGUGGACCAUGAGGAGCGGCCUCGACUUCGACACCCCGCUGGAGCUCGGAGUUCGAUCCCCCUUUUUGGAGUUUGACUCGCUUGAAAAUCCAGAACUGGAGCCCUUGGAGGAAUGGGCGGAAGAGUUCAGGGCGAGGAACCCCGGCAAGGACCCCAAAGAGGAAGGCUUGUACCUCUUUUUGGCAGACAGUUCGCCAUCGCCUCGAACCAUCAAAACUCACCUGCCCUUUUCGCUCCUCAAUCCUUCCCUCCUUGAUACGUCCAAGGUGGUGUAUGUAGCGAGGAACCCGAAGGACGCGAGUGUCAGUUAUUUCCAUCAUCAGCGGCUUGUCAUGGUCUCAGAAUUCUUAGGGGAUUUUCCCGAAUUUUUCGACUACUUUUCUAAAGAUCUCGUUACUCAGGGACCCUACUGGAAGCACGUCGCGGAGGGCUGGGAGAAGAGGGACCACCCGAACGUACUCUUCAUCUUCUACGAGGACCUGAAAGAGGACAUCAUGCGGGAGAUGCGCCGUCUCAACGCCUUCCUGGGGACGGGGUACACGGACGAGCAGCUCCUGAAGGUCGCCGAACACACCAAGUUCUCCAACAUGAAGUCCCGCUCGACGACCAACCCCACGGAGGCGGCUGUGAAGGUCGGCCGGUUCAAGGCGGGAGAGGGAGAGUUCGUGAGGAAAGGAAUGACAGGAGGCUGGGCAUCCUACUUCACGACGGAGCUGGAGGAGAAGUUCGAACAGUGGGUCGAGAAGUGGAAGGAUGUUGCCAGCGAAAUUCCCUUCAAAUACGAAAUUAAUAAGAAAGCCUGAGGUGUUGAAACUUUCCAGGUAUAUAACGAAGGUGUAUGUUUUAUAAGGAUAUUAUUUAACUUCGGCUUCACUGGUUGGUUGAUAUAGUUUUCGAAUAUUUUUUUUAUUGUUUAUUGAGUAGGUAUAUUUUGUUAUCAUUACUUACUGGUGUAUAUGUGUGGUAUGAAAAAACUGUAUGGAAAUACGACAACGGUGAUGAAAAAUUAUAUGUGACUCUUAAA